Drosophila rhopaloa is the source of this 1293-nucleotide messenger RNA. Its product is annotated as CTD nuclear envelope phosphatase 1. The record is from RefSeq and is a predicted model, not a curated record. The transcript has a single exon. NCBI's taxonomy places the organism in Eukaryota, Metazoa, Arthropoda, Insecta, Diptera, Drosophilidae. Gene Ontology annotation, molecular function: protein serine/threonine phosphatase activity. The coding region runs from base 289 to 1173 and encodes 294 amino acids.
UGUCACCCACUGAAAAAUUUCCAAAAGAAAAAUUGACAGCCAGCUUGUCAUCCUCGCAAUGUUUUAAACUCAAAAAAGAAAAUCGGUGGUACCUGUUAGCUAGGGAUUACUGGACCCUGUCAACCUAGUCGAUAAAUGAGACUUUCCAUUCGGCCCAAUACACCGGCAGAACUCUAAAAUUGACUCGAACGUAGGGCCCAAUAUAGAAUGUAAAAAGAGCCAACUCCAACUGGCAUCCGCUUGUUGCUUCGCUCUUUGGCAUUGAAUCGGGAAGGCCUCCAGUGCAAAAUGGUCAGCCAGCUGCCCGCACAGUCCGCCCAUUUAGUCAAGCUCGCUCCGUCCGGUCAGGUUCCCGUUUCCGUGGUCAGCAACCUCCAGAGCCCCCGUUCGAGUCCCGGUCGCCGGACGCUCGUCCCGAUCCUGUUCGCCGGCGAGCUGGGCACCUACAUCAGACGCCUGCUGGGCCACCUGGCGGCGAAGAUCUGUGCGCUGCUUCGCCCGGUCCUGGGAGUCGCGGGGGUCACGUACCGGGAUGUGGCCCUGUCCCCGGCCAUGGCCCAACGGCUGGCCUCGGUGGGCCGGAAGACGCUGGUCUUGGACCUGGACGAGACCCUGGUGCACUCCUGCUACAGCGACGCGGAGCACCGCGAGAGCGGCAACUGCGCCCAAUUACCCGCGGGGGCGCGGCCCGAUUACCUGCUCAGCGUGUCGAUCGAUGGCCUCGAGCCGAUCUCCUUCCAGGUCUACAAGCGGCCGCACGUCGACGUCUUCCUUGACUUCGUUUCCAAGUGGUACGACCUGGUGAUCUACACGGCCAGCCUGGAGGUGUAUGCCGCCCAGGUGGUGGACCUGCUGGAUGCGGGACGAGGAAUGAUGCCGCGCCGCUUCUACCGGCAGCACUGCCGCGCCUCCACGUCACUGGUCACCAAGGAUUUGACCCUGGUCAGUCCGGACAUGAGCGGCACCUUCAUCAUCGACAACUCGCCCUACGCGUAUCGCGAUUUUCCGGACAAUGCCGUCCCCAUCAAAACCUUCAUAUACGAUCCGGACGACACGGAGCUGCUGAAACUGCUGCCCUUCCUGGAUGCCCUGCGAUUCACCAAGGAUGUGCGAUCGAUCCUCGGCCGCCGUGUUAACAGCUUGAACUCCGCUGUUUCGGGGUCCCGGAUUUGAAUCUCUCAAGCCAGAAGCAAUCCAGUGAAAUAUGUAAUACUGAGCCAAGUCGCGCUAAUAAUAGAUGAUAGGGAGCCAGGCAUUGCACGAAUAGAAGCAACAAUAAAUAAAAAAGGCCAA